AUGAAAAAUUGUAUUAUUCUUAUAAAAAAAAGUAAAGUGAAAAAAAAAGAUAUGACUCACGGUCAAUUACAAGUAACAAUUGUCGAGGGACGAAAGUUAAAAGAUAAAGAUAUUGUAGGCAAAGAUGAUGCUUAUGUUGAAUUAUAUUUGGAUAAAGAUUAUAAACAACGAACAACGACAAUAAAAGAUACGAAUAAUCCAACAUGGAAUGAAUCAUUUACCUUUAAUCUACAAAAACAUCAGGAUGAAUUACAUUUACAUGUUUACGAUGAUGAUGUUGUCGGCCGAGAUUGUAUUGGUUCAUGUAAAAUUAAUUUAAAGAAACAUGUCUUUGGCAAAGGUGUCUACGAUGAUUGGGUAAAGUUACCUGCAGUUUUGGGUUUAGGAAGUCAUGGCGAAAUACACGUGAUCAUUCAACAUACUCCUUAA
This is a messenger RNA of Didymodactylos carnosus, 429 nucleotides long. Lineage: Eukaryota; Metazoa; Rotifera; Eurotatoria; Philodinida; Philodinidae. The record is from the annotation of a GenBank genome assembly.